UUCGACGGCGCCGUUUCGUCUUUCGAAUGAGUAAUUUUUCGGGCACGCAUUGUAAUAGCGGCUGCGACUCGGGCUGGACGGUGUAUUUCCAGGAUUCCGAUGAGAGAUUCCGGCCGAGUGUGGCGGAUUACGGCGGAGGGGAGGAGGAGGGCGACUUGUCGAUGGUUUCCGACGCCUCGUCCGGGCCGCGGAAUGGGUUCGGAGACGGACCAGUGGGGUUCGAGGAGSAUAAUUUCCAGCCCGUGCCACGCCGGAACGGCGGCAAAUCGGCGGCCAAGACUAAGAGAAGAGACGAAAUUGGCCGCCGGAACCAACAUUCUUCCCUUGACGACACUGCUACUUCCCCUGUUUUUGCCCUUUCCAAGAGAGAGACGAAUCCGUACACAAAUGAGGAUUUGGUAGAGAAUGUAAAAGAAUUCGCACAUAGCCAUUCUCGAAAACAACAAGGCAAGAAACAGACAAGCUUUUUUCAGUCUUCCUCUGCCAAAAAAUCGACCAGAAAUGUCUCAGGUGACUUUCAGGAAGCAAAAUGAGAACAGAAGAAGAAGUAAGUGAUCGAAUGAUAGAGACACUAGGAUGUUGUGGAUUAUUAUUUCGUUGAUUUUCUGCUGUUUUUUUUAUUUUUUAUUUUUAUAAAUGUUUUCUUUGUCUUUUCCUCAAAUUUUUGUGGCUUUCUUGCUAAUGUUCUUCGGGUAGAAAUGGGAAGAGGAAGUCGAUUGAAAAUAUUAAUUAUUUGGGAAGUUAUUGUGUUCUUCUUCUUGUUUUUUUUUUCAAGAAGUGUAAACUGCAAAAAUGCUUUGCACGUGCGAGCAUUUGUCAAUUCUAUAUUACUUUUUUUUUAAAAGGAAGGUACACAUCUUUAUAGUUGAGAGAGUUGUAAAAUUUACUCUUGUGAUAAUUUU
This is a messenger RNA of Momordica charantia (bitter melon), 902 nucleotides long. RefSeq lists its product as uncharacterized. Lineage: Eukaryota; Viridiplantae; Streptophyta; Magnoliopsida; Cucurbitales; Cucurbitaceae. The record is from RefSeq and is a predicted model, not a curated record. Gene Ontology annotation, biological process: cytokinin biosynthetic process.